GUUGCGUGCGUGUUGCCUCGGCGUUGGUGUGGGAGAGUCGUAGGGUGGGGGGAGACGGGGGACAGAUCAGAGAUGGCCAUGGCUGCCGCCGGCGACAGGCCGGAGACUGUCGAAGUGACGCUGCGCGCCGUUGGCCCGUCCCGUCCCACCACCCUUUGCCUCCCUCCGCUUCUCUCGGUCGCAGAUCUACGCCGCCACAUUGCUCACGAUCGACAUCUCCCAGAAGACCGCCUCCGCCUGGUCCUGCGAGGAAGGAAUCUCCCGUGCCAAGACGACGCCCAUGUCGACCUCCGCGAUGGGGAUAGUCUAAUAGUUGCCGUGGCACCUAAAUCCCCUGCUAAUCAUCUCCCUGACGAUGCUGACGAUGAUGAUGAAGAAGAAGAGCUGAAGUUCAAAAUACCAGAAACAACCACCUGGUGGAAGAGAAGAAUUUUUAUAUUUCUUAGAGACAAAUUGAGAUUACCAGAUAUCUUGUUGAUGGCACUAUUUUCUCUUGGUAUGAAAGCAUGGGUUCUUAUCGCAAUGUGGUUCCUAUUUGCACCUAUUGCCCAAACGUAUGAUGUUGGACCUUUAUAUAUACUUGGUACAGGUUUCUUGGUCAUCCUUUGUAAUCUUGGAAGACGGCAACAAGGUGAUGUCAGUGCAUACUCCAUAUUUAAUGAAGACUUUCGGGAGCUACCAGGAACACUUAACGCGGAGCGCAUCGAUAGAGACAUUCGGGCAGGUCAAUUUUGAACCUGAAUCUGAGUUACUGGGACUAUAUGGGUUUAAUGGGGUUUGUACAGAAGCAUAGUGAGCCUUUGGUUCUAAUCCUCUGUGACCGGAAAGGCUUCCAAAAGAGGCGCUAAGCAGUGUGAAUUUACCUGUGUACUUCACAUAUAUUUUGGUCAGCAGUACGGUUGAAUGGUUCAGAUGCAAUUUGAGUGAAGUUUGAAAGGAGAGAAAAUACUAAUAGAUCAGUAACCGAGUUAAAAGUCAAAACUGUGAUUUAGAAGCGCACGCAUGUGACAACAUAUGUGGAUUUCAUCCUAGUUCAAUUCACGUCAGGAAUAUAAUAUACGCGAUAAAAUAAUGUAAUAGAGCGAACUCAGCGAAGCACCUUUGCAUAUUACCCAUGAGCAAGAGACUUGGUGGCAACAACCAGAAUGAUAUAUUAUUUAAUCGUGGAAAUGCCAUGUCAGGUGCACCUAUCAGAAUCGGAACAAACCAAUUACCAAAUCCACCUAUCAUCGCCGGCAUAACCAUAAAAAA
Messenger RNA from Oryza brachyantha (malo sina), 1251 nucleotides. RefSeq lists its product as uncharacterized. Gene Ontology annotation, molecular function: protein binding. The coding region runs from base 73 to 735 and encodes 220 amino acids. The transcript has 7 exons. The record is from RefSeq and is a predicted model, not a curated record. Lineage: Eukaryota; Viridiplantae; Streptophyta; Magnoliopsida; Poales; Poaceae.